CCAGCGUACAGGGCCUCAACUCGAGCCUGCCUUCUCCUGUCCGUAAUACUAAGCACAUACUACUAGCUACUAAUAAGCUAGCUACGUAGCUAUGGCACCCACCGUCAUGGCCUCGUCGGCCACAUCCGUCGCUCCCUUCCAGGGGCUCAAGUCCACCGCCGGCAUGCCCGUCAGCCGCCGCUCCGGCAGCUCCAGCUUCGGCAACGUCAGCAAUGGCGGAAGGAUCAAGUGCAUGCAGGUGUGGCCGAUCGAGGGCAUCAAGAAGUUCGAGACCCUGUCGUACCUGCCGCCGCUGAGCGUGGAGGACCUCCUGAAGCAGAUCGAGUACCUGCUGCGGUCCAAGUGGGUGCCGUGCCUCGAGUUCAGCAAGGUCGGCUUCGUCUACCGCGAGAACCACAGGUCCCCCGGGUACUACGACGGCAGGUACUGGACCAUGUGGAAGCUGCCCAUGUUCGGGUGCAGCGACGCCACCCAGGUGCUCAAGGAGCUCGAGGAGGCCAAGAAGGCGUACCCUGACGCCUUCGUGCGCAUCAUCGGCUUCGACAACGUCAGGCAGGUGCAGUGCAUCAGCUUCAUCGCCUACAAGCCCCCGGGCUCCGACUAAUCUGGCGGCGCCGGCCUGAGCUAGGUGACCAGCCAUAGCAGCUCACUCGUGAUGAGCACUAUAUAUAUACUACAGUGAAGUCUCGAUCGAUCUAUUCGGUUUUGGCAGCUUUGAACGUUCGAUCGGGCCACCUUUUGUUUCCCUUCUCCCAGUUUGUUAAUUCCGUUUUUCAACUUGUUUGUGUCAGUAUCAACUGUGUAUGUAUGUACGUAUGUAUGUAUCAACGUAGGUUGAGGAGCAUGCAUAUGCAAAUGUGAAUGCUAGCACCGGCUAGUCCCAUAUACACAUACACAUCGUAAUAUAUUGUACAAAUCGUCAAAAACGAUCGAUGCAUAUCUGUAAUAUUAUGCAAUGUACUUCAUACGAAGUAAAGUUGAUGCUUCUGGUCUCCA
This is a messenger RNA of Oryza brachyantha (malo sina), 996 nucleotides long. RefSeq names its product ribulose bisphosphate carboxylase small chain, chloroplastic-like. The record is from RefSeq and is a predicted model, not a curated record. NCBI's taxonomy places the organism in Eukaryota, Viridiplantae, Streptophyta, Magnoliopsida, Poales, Poaceae. The coding region runs from base 92 to 604 and encodes 170 amino acids. The transcript has 2 exons.